This is a messenger RNA of Dentiscutata erythropus, 1985 nucleotides long. NCBI's taxonomy places the organism in Eukaryota, Fungi, Glomeromycota, Glomeromycetes, Diversisporales, Gigasporaceae. The record is from the annotation of a GenBank genome assembly.
AUGUCUUCAGUAAAAGGACGAGUUCUUCUUGCUUAUUCUGGUGGUCUAGAUACUUCUUGCAUCCUCGCAUGGCUGAUCGAACAAAAUUAUGAAGUAAUAACUUAUAUGGCCAAUGUUGGCCAAGAAGAGGAUUUCGAGGCUGCUAGAGAAAAAGCCUUAAAAAUCGGUGCAAAAAAAGUCUAUAUUGAGGACUUACGUCGAGUUUUUGUGGAAGAACUGAUCUUUCCUACCAUACAAGCCAACGCUAUUUAUGAGAAUGUUUAUCUUUUGGGUACUUCGAUUGCAAGACCAGUUAUUGCCAAACGUCAGAUGGAAAUAGCUGAAAAAGAAAAUUGUCAAUAUAUGUCACAUGGUUGUACUGGAAAGGGUAACGAUCAAGUUCGUUUCGAGUUGGCCUAUUAUGCUUUGAAACCUGAUAUUCAGGUCAUUGCACCAUGGAGGAUUCCAGAAUUUUAUGAGCGUUUUCCUGGGCGCCAAGCACUCUUGGCUUAUGCUGCGGAAAAAAAUAUCCCUGUUGUACAAACGGUCAAGAAGCCAUGGUCAACUGAUGAAAAUUUGUAUCAUAUUUCAUACGAAGCUGGAAUUCUUGAAGAUCCAAACGUAACUCCUCCAAAAGAUAUGUGGAAAUUAACCGUAGACCCUGAAGACGCACCUAAUACACCUGAACGUAUUACAAUUGCUUUUGAAAAAGGGAUACCUGUUAUGGUUAAAAAUCAUUCUGAUGGUACUACUGUAUCUGACCCUCUUGAUCUGUUCAUUUAUUUGAACACAAUUGCGCGCAGAAAUGGUAUAGGAAGGAUAGACAUAGUUGAAAAUCGUUACAUAGGCAUCAAGAGUCGAGGGUGUUAUGAAACUCCUGGCGGUACUAUUUUACGUGCUGCUCACGUUGAUUUAGAAGGAUUAGUCCUUGAUCGACAAGUGAGAAACCUAAGAGAUCAAUUUAUUACCCCUCAAUUUUCUCAAUUAUUAUAUAAUGGGCAAUAUUUUUCUCCAGAGCGUGACGUCUUAUCCGCUGCUCUUUUAGAAAGUCAAAAACGUGUAAAUGGGGAGGUCAAGUUAAAGCUUUAUAAAGGAAAUGUUAUUGUUGAAGGUCGAAAAUCUGAUACGGAAAAGUUAUAUGAUAUGGACGAAAGUUCAAUGGAUGUUGCUGGAGGUUUUAGUCCUCAAGAUGCAGAUGGAUUCAUCAAAAUUCAAAGUAUAAGACUGAAAAAAUGGGGGAAAAUACUUGAGUCACCAGUACAUUUGAUGUUAAAUGCUAUCCCAAGAACUUAUGAAACGAACUCAAUUUCUCCGCUAUCCGAGAUGAAACAGGCCAUUCGAUUUUCAAAAAUGCACACUUAUUCGCCACAUUCAUUAACUGACAAUAUAUAUCCUUAUUACUUUCGAGCCGGGUCUGAGCCUGAUAAUGAUGACAUAACUGUUGCUGCUUAUAUCACGCAGGAUCGAUUAGAUGAUUUAAUAAGAUUAGCUGACAUAUGGAAAGGCACUUUAAAUUCUAUUAAAAAUUUAUAUGAAAAAAAUCUAAAUGUUGCAACGUAUGUUGAUAUACAUUUAAUAAUGGGUCCAUAUAGUACAAAAAAUACGACAUUGCAGCCUGUACAAACUAAUAUUCAUAUGAAUACUGCACGGUUAUUUGCUCGUACAGAAUUUAUCUUCUUUCUUGAUUUCGAUACUUGGCCAACGUCUGGUUUACGUUCAAGGAUCCUGAAUCAUAGUGAUUUACUCUUAAAUAAUGAUGUUCUGAUAUUACCAACUUUUACUUUUGCCAAUGAUGCUAAAGAUUUUAGCUUUCCACGAGGAAAACAAGAUGUCAAAAGAUUGGUACAAAGUCAAUUGUUGGGAUUAAAAGAUAAGGGUUGGGAACUUAAUAAUGGACCGACCUGUUUAAAUCAAUGGAUGAAUAGUGAUGAACCGUACAAAGUCGAAAAUUAUGAGUUACACUAUACACCAAAUUUUGUUAUAAGAAAAAGUGGGAAAAUACCUUG